This is a messenger RNA of Verticillium alfalfae VaMs.102, 471 nucleotides long. Its product is annotated as GTP-binding protein ypt3. Gene Ontology annotation, cellular component: endomembrane system. The record is from RefSeq and is a predicted model, not a curated record. Gene Ontology annotation, biological process: intracellular protein transport. Lineage: Eukaryota; Fungi; Ascomycota; Sordariomycetes; Glomerellales; Plectosphaerellaceae. Gene Ontology annotation, molecular function: GTPase activity; GTP binding. The annotation marks the transcript as partial. The transcript is spliced from 2 exons.
AUGUCCUCCCUUGAGGCCAAGAUCGUCGUCCUCGGCUCCCAAGGCGUCGGCAAGACGAGCCUCGUUGAGCGCUUUUGCAAGGGCAGCUUCAACCCUUCCCAGAUCACAUCGACCGUCGGCGCCUCCUUCAUGACCAAGCGCGUUGUCGACGGCGAUUCCGACACUACCGUGCGCCUGCAGAUCUGGGACACCGCCGGCCAGGAACGUUUCCGCAGCAUAUCCCGCCUCUACUACCGCGGCGCCAACGCCUGCAUCCUCUGCUACUCCAUCACCGACGCCCAGUCCUUCGCCGAAAUGGGCCUCUGGCUCAACGAGCUACGCCGCAACCUUCCCGCCGACGUCGUCCUCCACGUCGUCGGCACCAAGGCAGACAUGGUCGCCCGCGACCCCUCCUUGCGCGAAGUCCCUUUCGAGCGCUGCAUCGCCUACGUCGCCGAAAACCUCGCGCUCGGCCUCGCCUCGACGCCGCCC